Messenger RNA from Epithele typhae, 534 nucleotides. RefSeq lists its product as uncharacterized. The transcript is spliced from 3 exons. Bases 1 to 534 code for a protein of 177 amino acids. The record is from RefSeq and is a predicted model, not a curated record. NCBI's taxonomy places the organism in Eukaryota, Fungi, Basidiomycota, Agaricomycetes, Polyporales, Epitheliaceae.
AUGUCGCAGAUACCUUGGAAUCGCGUUAGCAUCGAUACCCUCCGGGCGGUCAUGGACGACCUCGGCCUCGCAGCCUACACCUCAACCGCCUCCUCACACGAGCUCGUCAAGCUCAUCCGAAAGGUCGAGACGGACGGAGUCGACGCCGUCGCCAACCACCUAAACAGCCUGCACGGCCCCUCGCGGCCCUCCGCCGCCGCCCACGCGUCCAUCUCCAUCUCCAACCCCGCGGACGACCUCGACCCCGAGUCCGACCGCGUCGCACCCCCGCCCGUCUACGCGGCGAUUAACGCGGAGUACCGCGCGAUGGGCACGUACCGCGGGCCACGGCGCACGGACCAGGUGUUCGACGGGGUGUACAUCGAGACGCGCCCGGAGCCGGCGCGCAAGGCGGCGGCGAGGGACUGGGAGUUCAGCAAGGAGUUCUUGGGGCCCAAGUCCGCGGUGCAGACGGAGUGGUCGAGACGGGUGGACAGGAUCGGGCUGGGGAGCAUGUCGACGCGGGGGCGGGCGACGGAGCUUCGGGGUGGGUGA